AUGAAUUGCUUUUCAUUCUUAGUAUCAACUUGUCAAUUGAUGUUUAAUGAACCAACUUCGCUAAGCAUAACAAAUUCUUCUGAUUCCGAUUUCAGCGCUGCCAUUGUCAAUGAUUUUAAUGGCGAUGGUUUAUUAGAUCUUGUGACCACAUAUACUGACUUUUACACGGUUGAUACAAAUUUGUACGUAUUUCUGGGAAAUGGAGACGGAAAUUUUAGAGAAAAAAUAACGUGUCCAACGGGCGUGAAUAAUUAUGAUGUUCCAGGAUUUCUUGCUACUGCUGAUUUUAAUAAUGACGGUCAUCAGGAUCUCGCUAGUAUGAAUUAUUUGAGCGGCAGCGUAGGUAUCCUAGUUGGAGAGGGCAAUGGGACUUUUGAAACAAUGCAAUUAUUGACAAGUAAUACUUGGUAUUUGUUUGUAUUCUUUUUUGAGCAUCCUUGGUUAACUACAAGCGAUUUGAACGGGGACAGUUAUAUAGAUAUCGUCUUUAUCGACGUUACAAGUUGUAGUAUAGGUUUAUUUUUUGGAUAUGGAAAUGGAACUUUUACAACUCAAAUAACAUUGCCUGUAAUAGAUGAUUUUUGUUUUUCAUCGGGUAUUAUCGCUGAUUUCAAUGGUGACGGUAAACAGGACAUCGCUGUCACUCUAGGUCAGAAGAAUUACAUGUCUGUGAUGUUUGGAUAUAAAAAUGGAAGUUUCGAAGAGCCAAUGAUCUUAUCAACAGGAGAUUACAGUAGUCCAACUUCAAUCAUCGCAAAUGACUUCAAUGGUGACAAAUAUUUAGACAUUGUCGUUGCGAACACAGGCAAUUAUAAUAUUGGUGUGUUUCUUGGAAACGCUGAUCGAAGUUUUCGAGCACAAAUGAUAUUUCCAAUAAAAACUCUUUAUCCACCAUACUCAAUGACUGCCGCUGAUUUCAAUGGCGAUGGCCAACUGGAUAUUACUUUCACUAUUUUUCCAGAUGCUGUUGUAAAUCAUAAUUUAUAUUCUUCAGUAAAUUUUGUAUAUGUGAUGACUGGAUAUGGCAACGGAAGUUUUGGAGAAUCAAUUCAAGUUUCAACCUGGACUUCGAAUCCAGCUUAUAUUGGUAUCGGUGAUUUUGAUGGUGAUGGUGGAUUUGAUUUGAUCCUUCUUGGAUACGUCCCAGGCAACGACACUAUAUUAUUAAACACAAGUCCUUGUUCUAUACAUAACUCUUCAAGUCAAUUAUAUUCAUCUACUACUAAAUUUCCGUAA
Adineta steineri is the source of this 1236-nucleotide messenger RNA. The record is from the annotation of a GenBank genome assembly. Lineage: Eukaryota; Metazoa; Rotifera; Eurotatoria; Adinetida; Adinetidae.